Cicer arietinum (chickpea) is the source of this 1889-nucleotide messenger RNA. Its product is annotated as CBL-interacting serine/threonine-protein kinase 25. Gene Ontology annotation, molecular function: ATP binding; protein serine/threonine kinase activity. The record is from RefSeq and is a predicted model, not a curated record. Gene Ontology annotation, biological process: signal transduction; protein phosphorylation. NCBI's taxonomy places the organism in Eukaryota, Viridiplantae, Streptophyta, Magnoliopsida, Fabales, Fabaceae.
CGUGUGCUCUCUAAUUCAAAACUAACAAGUGUUCCAAUGGUUGCCAGCCAAACCGUCACUCCUCUUCCCUUUAUCACUACCUUUAAUUAAACCCAACCCAAACCAAACCCACUUCCAUCACACAACCAACAUUCCUUCACUCCUCUUCUUCCUUUCCUUAGCCUAACUUCUCAACAACCUUCCAAAAUUCCCACACAAAAAAAUGUCCUUACAAAAUAACCCGUUAAUCAUGCUCUAGUCACUACCAUACUUUGUGCUACUGUUUUUAUUUUUUAUUUUCCAAUGGAGGAAUUAAAAGCAAACAUAUUAUUUGGAAAAUAUGAGAUGGGAAGGGUACUAGGCAAAGGAACAUUCGCAAAAGUAUACUAUGGAAAAGAAAUUGAAACUGGUGAAGGAGUAGCAAUAAAAGUAAUCGACAAAAACAAAGUGAAAAAAGAAGGAAUGAUGGAGCAAAUCAAACGCGAGAUUUCCGUGAUGAGGUUAGUAAAACAUCCAAACAUCGUGAACCUUAAAGAAGUCAUGGCAACAAAAACAAAAAUCUUGUUCGUGAUGGAAUACAUACGUGGCGGCGAAUUAUUCGCCAAAGUGGAAAAGGGAAAAUUAAAAGAAGAAACCGCUAGAAAGUACUUCCAACAACUCAUAAGCGCGGUUGAAUUUUGCCACAGUAGAGGAGUUGCACACCGCGAUUUAAAACCUGAGAAUUUGUUACUCGACGAACACGGAGACCUUAAAAUCUCCGAUUUUGGUCUCUCCGCUUUGCCAGAACAGCUUCGGCAGGACGGGCUUUUACAUACUCAAUGUGGGACCCCCGCUUACGUGGCACCCGAGGUUGUUAGAAAAAGAGGUUAUAACGGUUUUAAAGCUGAUACUUGGUCUUGUGGUGUUAUUCUUUAUGCUUUACUUGCUGGAUUUCUUCCUUUUCAACAUGAAAAUCUUAUUACUAUGUAUAAUAAGGUUUUCAAAGAAGAGUAUCGAUUCCCACCUUGGUUUUCGCCUGAAUCAAAGAGAUUAAUCUCGAAGAUUCUAGUUGCGGAUCCUGAAAGAAGAAUCACUAUUUCUUCAAUUAUAAAUGAUACAUGGUUCAAAAAAGGUUUAUCAACUAUUAAUUCAAAUGAUGAUUUGGAAUCAGAGAUGGUAAUGAUUAAUUCUUCGCCUAAAUUCUUCAAUGCGUUUGAAUUUAUUUCUUCGAUGUCUUCGGGGUUUGAUCUAUCGGGUUUAUUCGAGGAAAAGAAAAAGAGAGGUUCUGUUUUUACUUCCAAGUGUUCUGUUUCGGAGAUUGUGUCUAAGAUUGAAAGUGCUGCGAAAAGUUUAAGGUUUAAGGUUGGGAAGGUUAAGGAAUUUAAAUUGAAGUUGCAAGGGAUGAUGGAAGGGAGAAAAGGGAAGUUGGCUGUGACGGCGGAGAUAUAUGAGGUGGCGCCGGAGCUUGCGGUGGUUGAAUUUUCUAAAUGUUCCGGUGAUACCUUUGAAUAUGUCAAGUUUUUUGAAGAUGAUGUUAGGCCUGCUCUCAAAGACAUUGUUUGGUCAUGGCAGGGGGAAUGAUGCCACGUGUACCGGUAACAUGGCUAAUUAAGAUUCUCUUAAUUUUGGGUGAUAAUAUUAGUAUUUUAUGAUUUCUCUGAAAUUUGUGUAUAUAAUUUUAAUAUAUGCUUAGAGUUGGGUGCUUCUAGUUGAAUAAGUUCUAACUAACUUUUCCUUCUCUUUUUUCACUUUUUGUGCAUUUACUAGUGGCUUGAAUGUUAUGCAGAUAGUUAGGAUUUUGGUGAGACUGUACAUACUCCACCCUAGAAGCCCUCGAUUGUAUAAUAAUAAAGUUAAUUUUGAGGAAGAAAUAACAAAACAAUUAACUAUUUGUGUUUUUAUUCACAAAUUGUUGAUGUUCUUCCAUUUAA